AUCGAGAGGCUUGAGGAGCUAGGACUCAGUCAGCAAAGUGCAGAGGGAGGACUUCUGGUUUGCUCCCGGCUGACUCAACGGGAAGUGGUGUGAGGCGAUAUGGUGUAUAUGGACAAAACUCACGCUGAUAAGGAACGGUUCAUUUGCAUAUAUCCAGCAUACAUAAACAGUAAAAAGACUAUAGCAGAAGGAAGAAGGAUACCAAUCGAAAAGGCUGUUGAAAACCCAACUUUUGGAGAAAUUCGAGAUGUUUGUGCAGCAGCUGGACUGAUUGUGGCUGUAGAGAAUAAACUGUACCCACGUGAGUGGAACAGAGAUGUACAGUUCAGAGGUAGAAUACGAGUUCAACUGAAAAAUGCAGAUGGAUCCUUUUGUUUGGAACAGUUUCCCACACGAAAAUCAAUAAUGUUAUAUGUGGCAGAAAUGAUUCCAAAACUGAAGACUAGGACCCAGAAGGCUGGAGGAGGAGAUCAGAACGCACAACCAGGGGAAGGUGGAAAGAAGAGCAAGAAGAAGAAGAAGAAGUAAUUCUGCUAAUGUCACUAGCAUUAAGUAUUUAUUUUGAAAACAUUCUUGUAUCAUAAACAAAUUUAAGCAUUGUGUCAUUUGACCUGGACUGUCUGACAAAACUGCCACCAUAUCUUUCUUUAUAUUUUAAUAUUCUAUCAGCAGGAGCAAAUAUUUUAAAAUAUUACACUUACUUAGAUUAAGUUGGAAAUGUUUUCAAAAAAUGUGCCCUAUUAUCAACCUUUCACUGCCUGGUUCUUAAGUUGAUGUCCAUUAAUAAAACAAAUAUAACAAUAGAUCCUGUGACAGCUGUGAGUUAUGUAAGGUGCAAAUCAAGUCCCAUCGUAUGACUUUAAAGUGCAAAGCCGCUUUGUAAAAAUAUUUUAGUGUUAUUCAUGUUUUCUAGCUCACCAGAAUGGAACUUUAACUAUUAAAGCAGGAACUGAAUGUCUUUGACAAAGCACUUUUUGGGAGUAAAUGAAUAUUGGAAAAACACUAAAACAAGAAUCUGUCCUGUUUGGCUGCCCUGGAUACAUGAACUCUAUCAUGACCCUCACUAUAUCUCCACACAAAUGAAUAGCUGUAAAGCAUGUUAAAGCUGCCAAAAGUCGUUUUCUUCACUUUAACAAAAAUUGGUGUAUUUGUCAAAUUGAUUGUAAUAAAAUAAGUUGUUCUGUU
Chiloscyllium plagiosum (whitespotted bambooshark) is the source of this 1185-nucleotide messenger RNA. RefSeq names its product signal recognition particle 19 (gene srp19). The record is from RefSeq and is a predicted model, not a curated record. Lineage: Eukaryota; Metazoa; Chordata; Chondrichthyes; Orectolobiformes; Hemiscylliidae. Gene Ontology annotation, cellular component: signal recognition particle, endoplasmic reticulum targeting. Gene Ontology annotation, molecular function: 7S RNA binding. Gene Ontology annotation, biological process: SRP-dependent cotranslational protein targeting to membrane; SRP-dependent cotranslational protein targeting to membrane, signal sequence recognition.